Cyprinodon tularosa is the source of this 610-nucleotide messenger RNA. RefSeq names its product chromosome unknown C2orf50 homolog (gene cimip5). Bases 88 to 540 code for a protein of 150 amino acids. Lineage: Eukaryota; Metazoa; Chordata; Actinopteri; Cyprinodontiformes; Cyprinodontidae. The transcript is spliced from 3 exons. The record is from RefSeq and is a predicted model, not a curated record.
UUUUCAAAGGUUUCCAUGGAAACGUAAACAAAAACCUGUCCGUGAUUUGUGUCCACUUCCAUUCUAAACAGUCGCGUGUCCGUAGCAAUGGACCUGACCGGCGUCAGACAGGUGUCCUCAGCAGGCCGCCGGGUCUCGCAGCGACCAAAGGAGAUCAGCCCCGCAACGAGCCCCGCAGCAGGGGACCGCAGGACGCAGCAGGACCCAGCGGAACAUGAUAGGUCCAGGAAAAAUGCGGUAAAACAGGACGAACUGUGGAAAGAUUUGGUGUGCAGAGAGAGGGGACAGGCACAGCAAUGGGAGAAGACCUGGGACUUUCUUUUAAAAUCUGAUACUCUGGGUGGGCCAAGGGAAGAGAUAUCUUUACCCAACAACAUCUCAGUCUUCUCUGAUAGCUCACCCAACACCACUAAUCAGAUUUACGGGAACAGACAGUUCACACCUCUGGGGAGGGAGAUGGUCAGACGGGACAGGUUGAUUCUCUGGUCUGGAAGCCACAGACGCAGGAUGAAGCCAGACCUGGAGCUGCAGCCUUGUUAAAGCCAGGAUGUGUCACCAAAGCAGGGGUCUGCACCUGGAUAUCUUAUAAAGCCAAUAAAUAGUCCAAAAU